UUUGCCUACCAACGCACUUGGAAGCCUUUCAAUCCAAUUCUUGGAGAGACUUAUGAACUGGUUAACCAUGGAGGGAUUACAUUCAUUUCUGAACAAGUGAGUCAUCAUCCUCCUAUGAGUGCCGGACAUGCUGAAAAUGAGCAUUUCACAUAUGACGUCACAUCUAAGCUAAAAACUAAAUUUUUAGGGAACUCUGUUGAUGUCUAUCCUGUUGGAAGAACACGUGUGACUCUUAAGAGAGAUGGUGUUGUUCUAGAUUUAGUUCCACCUCCGACCAAGGUUAACAAUUUGAUAUUUGGACGAACCUGGGUGGAUUCACCUGGAGAAAUGGUCAUGACAAACUUGACUACUGGGGACAAAGUCGUUCUUUAUUUUCAACCUUGCGGUUGGUUUGGAGCUAAUCGUUAUGAGGUCGAUGGGUAUGUAUAUAAUGCUGAUGAAGAACCUAAAAUAUUGAUGACUGGAAAAUGGAGCGAGUCCCUGAGUUAUCAACCAUGUGAUUUGGAAGGGGAGCCUCUUCCUGGCACAGAACUGAAAGAGGUUUGGCAUAUUGCAGAAACUCCAGCAAAUGACAAAUUUCAGUAUACCUACUUUGCGCAUAAAUUAAACAGCUUUGACACUGCUCCCAAGAAGUUGUUGGCAUCAGAUUCCCGUUUGCGUCCUGAUAGAUGGGCACUUGAGAAAGGUGACCUCUCAAAAGCUGGUGCUGAGAAGAGCAGGUCUCUCUCUCUCUCUCAAGAGUGUGUGUGUGUGAUCAACUAUUUACUUGUGAUAGGUGUAAUUAUUUGCGUCCCGCCAUUCCUCAUGCACAAGUCGAUCAGUGGUUCUAAAUUAACAUACAUAAUUGGCAAGCAUUUGAACUAUCAAGAAGAGUUAGUCAUGGUCAUUUUUGCUAUUAUUAUCAUAAUUUCCCAAGUUGUAAUGUUCAGAGUUCAGUAUCUUAUGUAUCAAAUUGAUCAUAUUACCAAUUUGAAUCAUAUGGUGUAUCUAUAGAAUACACAUUGCAGCACCCCUUAGUAUUCAUCUCUGCAUCUCAGUAUCUUAGAGAAAAUGAAAGAAAUAUGCUGCUCGUUUAUUUUUUCUGAAUAUCUGGUUACAAAUGAACCAUCUAUGCAUGUAUAAAUAGCCAAAAGAAAUGCCAGUUGUCCUUACUAAUUUACAGCAGGUGGAAA
Olea europaea var. sylvestris is the source of this 1172-nucleotide messenger RNA. Its product is annotated as oxysterol-binding protein-related protein 3C-like. Gene Ontology annotation, cellular component: cytosol; intracellular membrane-bounded organelle; membrane. Gene Ontology annotation, molecular function: sterol binding. The transcript has 5 exons. The annotation marks the transcript as partial. NCBI's taxonomy places the organism in Eukaryota, Viridiplantae, Streptophyta, Magnoliopsida, Lamiales, Oleaceae. The record is from RefSeq and is a predicted model, not a curated record.